UACUCCUCCUUUUUGUUGUGUUGUAUAUAACUUUGAUUGUUGACCAGAAAAACUUCCAAAAAUCCUUUAAAAGUACAAAAAAUUAAAUGCAAAACCUUAAGAAAUGUCGGUAAAUAUCACAGUUAAUGGAAAAUUUGCCAAUCAUUGUCGUCCCUACUCCCUUCUGGACGAUCCACAAGAAAUUAGGAAGGCAGAGGAAAAAGAAAGAAGAAAGUUGCGUCUUUUGCAGGUACGCGAGGAAUCCAAGAAAUUGGCCAAAAAGAUACGUGAUGAAGUCAACGAGGAGAAAAAGCGAGAAUUGCAAAAAUUACAGGCUAUUAAGGAAAAAGAACUGGAAUGUUGGCGCCAGCAUGCUUUACAGCGUAAAGGUGAGGAGUACCGUGAAGCUAUAUUUCAAAUUGGUACAGCUCAUCAUGCGGCCAAAAGAGAAAAUGAACAAAGAGCUGAUAAGCAAAAACAGCAAGGCACUUAUAAGGAUUUUAGAAAACAAAUGGCCGCUAGAAAAUCCCAACCAGGAAAAGUACAAUUUAGUUGCCAAAAAUCAUGUAUAUGCCAACAAACGCAUAUUGCCAACAAACAAUUUAAAUGUACUUGCACCCAAACAGAUGAAAACCAUAUAAGCGAUGAGACUCACAAACGUAAAAGAGAUUUAAGUUUUUCUUCCAGUGAAUCGGAAUGUGAAGAUGAAGGCUAUAAGGAACUAACUACUUUACCUCAAACAUCAUUUUCAUUAAGUUCGACCUGUGAUAGUACAUCAUCAUCCCUAAGUAAUACUCAAGCUACUCAAACUUCCAUGUUUGUUCCUACAAAAAAUAAAUAUUUAAUUAAGACCCCAGCAGUAUAUUUAGAUGUUGAAGUAGGCACCGAUGAUUCGGUUACUAUAAGUGCUCCAACCGAAAUGAAAGAUAAGCAUGCCGAAUAUAAUAGACAAUUUAGUAGUGUAAUAAGAGUAAGUCCACGCAAGGGACACAAAGAAAAGGAAAAUACCUGUGAAAAUCCUUCUUUGCAACAAUCAACAACUAACACUUUGUCUAGUGAAUCAACAGCAAAGCAAGUGGAUGUUAAUAAAACUGUACAAGAAAGAGCUCAAUUAAAUAAAGCUACUGCAUCAAAAGAGAAACGUUUUACCAUCAUUUCAGAUCUAGUUAAAAAGCAACAGACAAAUGAACCUUCAACAACAGAUUUAAAUCAAGGAACAGCAUGUCCUCCUGUUUCACGGGCAACGUCUGCAUCGGUAACUCCUCAUUUAUCACCGAAAAAACAAAUAAGAGAAGUUUCCCAACGACAACCAAUAGUACGACCUCAACCCCUGUCACCACGUAAAGCUAGUGCUACUUCAAAGUCUUCUAGAACUAUAACUGAUCAUACACAACCGGCUACCUCUUUCACAGCAACGACUAAAAGCAAUACUGCCAUUGCAAGUGGCAGCAGUAGUUCCGGACGUGUGCAAUUUUAUGAUUACAAUAGUAAAUUGGCAAAAGAGCGAGAUCAGGCUCCAGCGUCAGUAAGUGUACAAAGACAACGAGAUCAAACUCAACCCACAGCAAUGGAACAAGCUGAACUGGAAAAGCAGAGAGAAAGAGAAAGACAGUUGGAGGCUUUGAAAAGAUGCCAACAAAUGGAAGAACGAGGUCAGAAAGCCUUGGAGCGUGAACAAGUAAGACGUGAUUGCAAUGAGUUGACGGAAAAAUUAGAGGCUCUUACACGAGAAUAUCCCAAUCAAGUGCCGACAAAUGAAAAUCAAUUGCAUUUAUUCGCUGAUAAACAAUUACGUAAAGAAGGUAAAAUGAAUAUGGCAGUGGAAAAGUUACUGCAAAGACCUACAAUAAUAACAUGUUCUGAACUAAAUAAUCCUGAACAAAAUAUUAACAAACCUAAAUCAACUGCCACAGCAAAUAAAGUGGUCAAUGAAUUAAAUGUAGCUGCUCUUAACCAUAAACAUUUGCCGACAGAUGAUGUUUCCAGUGACAGUUGUUGCUCUAUACUCUUGGGCUAUGUAGAUGAUCAAAGUAGACUUGUUAAGCAGGAUUUACAAAGCAAUGAAGCUACACAAAGUGAAACUAAACAAAAAAGGCUACAAAAUCUUUUAAAACGUUUAGAUCAACUUCGCACUUCUUUGGUGGAAGAAUUAAAAAAUGAAAGUGAAUCUAAAAAGUUAAGAAAGCAAGACGAUAAAGCUAAACUUUCCUCGAAAGAGGAAAAUCUUAGACAAGUUAUCGAUAGUAUAAGUGAAAUGCGUAAAGAGAGGGAACAGUUAUUGACAAAUGAAAAAGUUUCAGAAAGGAAACCUUUAAAAACAAGAGAAAAGGAAUUACAAGCUAAAGAAGCCAUAUUAGAGCAGAAAGUAAGAGAGUUUUAUGAAUUACAAAAGCAACAAAAUAAGUUAAAUAAUAACGACAAUAAAAAAGAUAUAAAACGUGUUAAAAGUAAAGAAGAAAAGGAAGAAAACUCCUCUUCUUCGACUAAAGAUAAAAGUGAAAAUUCCCAAGAAAGUUCUAAUAAUAAAGAAAAUGUUAUAUGUACUUCAGGAGAAAAUCCUUUGGAAAUUAUUAUAACCGUAAAAGGUGAAACUAAAUGUGUUAAAAUACCACAAAAACCUAAAAGAAAACUUUUAGCGAAGAAAAGUCCUAGCAAAUUGUCCACUUUAAUAAGAAGUCCUCAAACCAAAAAACAUACUCCUAAAAAGAAAACUCCCUUAGCAAAGCCUUUAGGAGGGCAAGGAGUUUUAAGAAGACAAAAUUCUUAUGAUUCUAAUUCAACUUCUUAUAUGAGUUUACCAUCAGAAAUGCCCAACAAAAUAGAUGAUUUAACUAAAGAAAUAGCUAAAGAAAGACAAAAAACGAAAACGGCUAAAGAACUUCAAAAAAAGCAACCAACUGCUAGUCAGGAUAAGACGGUAGAAUCUGAAAUUUCUUUAGAACCCUUUGAUACGCCCAGAUCUAAUCAACCAGUAAGAAUAAAUCCCUUAAUAGCUCAAUAUGUACAACGUUUACUGGGCAUGUCGCGUAAUGCAGUUGAAAAAUUGGGUGUAAGCUCCUCAGAAAUUGAAACUCCCGCUUCUAGCAUUAUUAAUACAACAGGAAAUAUUACCAAUUCUGAUACCUUAAUAUCAGACGAGCGUCUUAUUAGCAUACACAAUUUCAUGGAAGAAAAUAGAAGUUUUAUUAAAGAUCUCGAACAAUCUAUGAGAACACAAAAUAAUGUUUCUCUAGAGAAUAGCAUGAGAAUGUUUGAUGAUAUAUGGCGUAAAAGAUUGAAAGGUCAAAGUUCUGAUAAUAAAAAUAAGAAAACUCAAGAUAAAACCGAAUGUAAAGAAAAAACAAAAACCGAUAAAUUGGCUAAAGACAGUAAAAUUGAAGAAAAAACUAAAAAGUCUACAAAAGAUAAUAUUAAUCAGCAAAAAGGAAAAUCUUUAGCCAGCAAUAACAAAACUGUUGGCAGCAAAUUAUCAUCUGAAAAUUUGCUUAAAGAUUUGGCUAAAAGUCUCUCUUCUCACUACUCAAGUGAUGAUAAAGAAUCUUUGAAAUCUUUGAAACUUCCACAGCGUUCCAUACAAAAAUCAGAUAAAGCUAUUGAUGCUAGACUCUCAGCAGAUUCCAGUAAAAAUGAACCGGAUUCCCAAAUUGCUCGUUAUGCUAAACUUACGGAAAAUUGUACUCAUCGUAUAGCCGAAUUAACGGAAUUGAUUAAUCGUGUACGUGAAGAAAAACAGCGACUGUUAGAAGUCACCCUAAGUUCGGUCAGUGACAAUGGUAGACAAUCUACCGAAUAUCUUGAACUACCAGAAGGAAAAUCUAGUACACGACAGGAUCAAGAGGAUCUAACCCGCGUUAGUUCCAGCUCUGAAGAGACCACACAUAAUAAGCAAUCCCAAAGUUCGGAUACUUUACAUGAAAUGCCGAAAUUAACAUCAGCCGAUAAGAACAAACAAAUCACGGCCAGUCGUGAUAGUGGCAUAGCCGAAUCACGUCCCAUUACAGCACUAGAGAAUCGUAUCGAUCAGGAACCCAUUUCACAAACAUCUUCUGAAAGUACUAUGCCACAACCUGUACGUAAAUUGAAACCACCACCCACACUCAAACGUUUUAGUCCCCAAUUGCCGGAGGAGGAAUUAGCACAUGAGUUAUCUACCAUUUUAGAGGUAGAUACACCGGCUACAUCACGUAUCAAUACAGCUGCUGGGCAAUCGACAACUGAUGAUCGUGAAAAUGCCUCGGAUACAGCUUCUCAGCAGCCAGUAAAGUUUCCUACAUUUGAACAAUAUAUAAAGCAAUUGGAUUUGGAUAUAACUCAACUAAAUCCGGAACAAAGUGUACUUUUACAACAGGAAUUUACCACAUUUUUGGAAUGCCUACAACCAAAUCGUUCGCCAGCAAAUACUCCACAAUAUACCGAGUUUCCCUCUAUUUCCGCCUACAUACAACAUUUAACCGAAACAGAUCAUAAUCUAGGUGAAACAAUGGAAGAAUCUUUAGCUCAAUUGCGCAUAAGUGGCAUAAAUCCUCGCAUUUUUCCGGCAGUACGUGAGUAUAUGAAAAGCAAUGUCAACAAAUCGUCUCCAGAACAAGAACAACUAUUGGAUACUGAAAGUUUAGAAAAUAUUACCGAAGAACCUACAAGAACCAACACAGAUGAUACAGCUUCGCUAGACAUAGAAGCAGAACUGAAAAGAAGAAAAAUUUUAAAAAAUUCAUUUCGUUACAGUGAAACCAAAAAACAACAAAUAUUUUCUUCUACUGCCCAUAAGGAUGCAGCCUUUUUUCAAGAGAUUGUGGCCACAGAAAGUGGUGUAGAUAAAUUAUCUACAUCGGGCAACACCAGUGAUUUAUUAGAUGCAGAUUUAAAAAGAACGGUACAACAAUGGCCCGGGGAAGUAAGAAGAAAAUCAAAAGAGAUAAAAAUUUUAAGUAGUACCACAACAUCAACAAAUGCUUCUGCCGUAGCUAAUUCCGCUUUAAGGGCGGCCUCUUUAGAUGACAGCUCUAAGGACACGGGUAAAGCUUUAAAUUUGCGUGAUUUUCUAACACGAGAACUUUUAAAACAUGCUAAUAUAACCGGUUCCAGCAGUGAUGAAACUUUAAGUAGUCAUUUUAUACAUUCCCUUAUUGGUUCUCUAACGCCUCGUACCCCGGGUGCUGCUAGUAAAUCGGGUGCUAUGACUUUAGAUCGUCAAAAGACUUCGACUCCGGUACCUAUGCAAUCAUCGCAAACACAUUCCUCUACCAGCAGUCGUUCUAAUGGUUCAAGUCAAUUGUUUUCCGGAGAAAGUCAUUUAUCUUCGGUACAUUAUCAGGAUCGUUCGGUACGUUUUUUUACAAGUGAUGGUGAUAAAGCUGAUCAAAGUUCUGGAUAACGUUGGUUGGGCUGGUAAUGAGGAUAUUUGUUUGUUGGUAGCUGAUUUUUUUUUUGUUUAAAAAAUGUUAUUAAGAAUUAGUUGCACGGUAGUUGGUAAGCGAAGAGUUUUUUUUCUGUAGUUAAAUGAUUUGAGGCAAAAAUUAACAGAAAUAAGGUUCUUUUUUCAAAUAGUACACUUUUUUCAACUGUACAUAAUGUUGUUCAAAACAGACUUUUUUGUUCAGUAAGAGAUUGAGAUUUUGUGACUAGAAAGAUAUUUUUGAUAAAAAAACAUUUUGAAAAGUUCUUUUUUUUAGGAAUUUUUAAAAUUGUAUCUAUUUUAUUUUUCAAAAAAUCCUUUUAAUAGAGAAAUA
Molecule: messenger RNA, 5708 nt
Organism: Lucilia cuprina (Australian sheep blowfly)
Lineage: Eukaryota; Metazoa; Arthropoda; Insecta; Diptera; Calliphoridae
Gene: ana1
Product: myosin-11
Exons: 6
Coding region: 104-5353 (1749 amino acids)
Source: RefSeq, a predicted model, not a curated record